AUGGAUUUGCUUUUGGAAGAUGAUAUCCUAAAAAGUAUUUAUGACCAUCUUAAGAAUGGGGCGAAACCUUCCGAUUUACUGGAAAACCUUACGCACAUGUGGAUCAAUUUUCCUUCUUUGCUCAAUGAGUUUGGGGGUCUUUUGCAUGAUCAUGCAAGCGGUGUCGAACCAAUAGAAAAUUCGGAGUCAUCCUUAAAUCUCACCAAUAUUUUUACACUGGAAGAAGAACACAGAGGGGAAGCCGUUGCUGUAGAAAGCCCUUACCCUUUGUCAUUUUCCCAUGAAUUUUUUCUGUCCGCAUUUUCGCAGCAAAUCAGCUCAAGGUGUACAAACGCUAGCAUCAACGAUGAAAAGCUGCACAUCGACACCUUUUUCCUGCAAAACGGACCUUCCAGUGGAUUCAGUGAAGCCUUUUUUAAUGAUGGGCCCAUAAUUGCACGCAUGCUUUCUAAAGUCACCUCCAAGUUAGACCAGCAGCCUUUUUUAUAUAUCGACAUGCUUACGGAAUCAGUAAUCGAGAAUGCUAAAUGCUCCCAAAAGCUCCAACAUGAAAGCCCCGAAUGCUCUCCAAAAUUAACAAAUGGAAUUUCGGAAUGUCUUUCUGACGCUCCCUAUGGAUGCGAACACUUUCUACAAAUGCUCCUUGCGUGUGUGAAGGAUGGGUUUACAUUUGAGGCGCAUUGGGCAGAGACUUUGCUAGCACUGCUGGGGCGGCCAAUCAAGCUGGAGCGGUUUAUUUUGAUGCUAGUGCUAGUGUUUCAUCAAGAUGCACAUUUAAAAGUCGGCGGUGCUUUGCUGCAUUCAUUAUUGUCGCUUGUUGCAUCUAUGGACGCAGAAUUGCUUCGGAUUUACCUUCGCUUUCGGCUGCCUACUUCUGCACGUCUAUUGGAUGGCAUAAUGAGCCUUCUCACAAUGUCUCCCUUUUCGAAAGAAGCCCUUUUACAACCCGGGUCGGCCGCAAAGGACCAAUUGGCCGUAAAUAGCGCCUUUUCUUUGCACACUUUGACGCGGCCUUCAGAGUGGCUUGUGGAUUCAAUUUUCUGGCUCAUACUCUGCAACGAUCGGCACAGUUUUGAGAAAGGCUUAUCAUUACCACUUGGAAUCUCCCUGGGCCAUUGUUGCCACUAUGCUUCAUGGAUUCUGAGCCCAGGUGACAGGCUAAUGGAGUUUCCAACCCUAUCACGGGAUCUUCUUUAUAAGGUGUGGAGUACACCUAUUCUUCCAUUCUUUGUAAUCGAGCUUUUGCGGUCUAGUUGGCCGAACAACGGGCCAACUUCCACCGAUACAAUAGGGGUGCGCUACGAAUUCCUCAGCGUGCUCAUGGACUAUUUCCCUUCAAUGGAGACGCCGAUUCCUAAAAAAAGUCUCCUGAACUCCAAACGUUCAAAAGAUUCUUCGCUCUCCUCACUUCCGAUUGAAAUAUUGGAACAGCUUCUGAUGUCCAUCCCUAUUGCCACCGAUAUGGAACUCAUCGUGCUCUUUUGCUGGCUCAACCAUAGGAUUGGACAUCCGCUUAUUUCAUCCGUCACUUCCGAGCUUGUCCUUCUUGAGGGUAAAAUUGGUGUAUUUAUUGUAGAAUUAGCUAUAUGCCAUGGACCUGCUGUUGCCCUUCCUGUUCUUCUGUUCCUCUUUAUCCACUUGGAACGUUUUUUUAACGGCAAUAUCUCGAGAGGCCAUCAGGGGGCUGUCUAUGAAGCCUCACUGCAUACUCAAAGUGACCAGCCGUUUGUACAUGUACCAAAUAGUAGGUCUCUUUCAUCUGCACUCACUUUGCAGCUUGAGAGGGAAUUGUUUUCCUCAUUGAUCUUUGUUGACUAUCUCGUGGGCACGAUUGAUGAGCUCAAGUGUCAAACGUAUCCCAGAAUCACAAAGCUUCUCCGAGCAUCAUGCUGUGGUCUUUCUCAUGUUGAACAGUCCGAGAUGAUCCGCCAAAUCUACAGCGGCUAUGAGCUCACAAAAGCCCCGUUAGUACAAGGUGAACGGCCAUGUGGGGGUGACCAAAUCAGUGCACAUGCCGUUGACUCAGAGCCCCAAUUGACUUGGCUUGCCUCUGCAUUGCUUUUUCAUGCUUAG
Molecule: messenger RNA, 2073 nt
Organism: Mitosporidium daphniae
Lineage: Eukaryota; Fungi; Microsporidia
Exons: 1
Coding region: 1-2073 (690 amino acids)
Source: RefSeq, a predicted model, not a curated record